AUGGAGAAUUGCCAUCAUUACUACCAAUCUUUUGCUAAAAACAGUUUUACUGUCAUUCGCCAAUUAUUAUCCGAUGGCUAUUUAUGUGAUGUCGAGCUGCACAUCGGCCAAUGGCAAUUCCCUUGUCAUCGAUUAAUUUUAGCAUCAUUUAGCUCGUAUUUUCGUAGUAUGUUUACAUCCAAUAUGAUCGAAACAACAUUACAUCAUAUUACCAUUCAUGAAGUGGACCAACAAGCCGCUAGUAUGUUAGUCCAGUAUGCUUAUAAUGGAGAAUUAGCCAUCACGAAAGAUAAUGUUCAAGCACUUUUGGAAACUGCUGUCCUAUUCGAUGUACCUGAUGUCAUGGAAGCUUGUAGCCAAUUUAUGAGCAAUCAUAUUGAUAUACAAAACUGUAUUAGCAUUUAUAAUUUUGCUGGAUUCCAUCAUCUAACAACAUUAUCCAAUUAUGCAAGGAAUUAUAUCUUGGAGAAUUUUACUGAUGUCUUUCAAUCCAAUGAAAUACAAUAUUUAUCUGAAGAUUAUUUAAUCCAAUUAUUGAAACAUUCCAAAUUAAAUGUUCAAAAUGAGAUGCAAGUUUAUUCUGCGGUCAAAAAGUGGAUCAAUUAUGAUUAUGAUGAGCGAAAAUUAGCUGCAUUCAAGUUACUCAAUCAUGUCCGAUUUGCCAUGAUACCACGUCAGCAAUUAAUACUAUUGACUAAAAAUGACGAUGAAUUAAUUAAUCUUGAUCAGCAUUGUCAACAUUUAAUCAAUCAAGCUCUUCGCUUUCAGCUUUAUCCAAAGAAAGUUCAAAACAUUGAAACCAAACCAAGAGAAUCUUAUUCAGGCUUAUUAUAUGUAUUUUCUUACGCUGAUGUUUACAGUCAUUAUAAUACUGUCGAAUGUUUUAGUUAUAAGCACCAAAAAUGGAUAAUUGUCCAUGAUGCACCCAAAAAAUUAAUGUCAGAAGACUUUGCGGUAACGGCCAGCGAACAAAACCUUUAUACCUUAUCUGGCAAUCGUAACCAUAUUAUCUCCAAUCAGAUGUCUUGUUAUGAUGUUAUUACAAAAUCUUGGUCUGCUUUUCCAUCAGUUCAAACGCCACGUUUAGAAGCAAGCAUUUGUUACUUAAAUCAAUUAUUAUUUGUUAUUGGUGGUUAUAAAAUUGACUAUAAUCGAUAUACUAGAUCAUCACGAAUUGCUGAGUCCUAUGACACUGACACAGGUUUAUGGACUGCACUAUCGCCUAUGAACGAGAAACGCUUCGGUGCUGGCAUUGCAACUAUGGAUGGCUUAAUCUAUAUUGUUGGUGGAUUGUCCUAUGAUAGCAGUAGUACCAUCAAUUUCUUAAAUAGUGGCGAAUAUUAUAAUCCUAAAGAUAACACUUGGACACCUAUUAGAAAUAUGAAUUAUCAUCGUUACAAGCUUGGCCUUGUCGCCUUGAAUGGUUAUUUGUUUGCCAUUGGAGGAAAAAGCUACGACUUUGAAUGUGGUAAUAGUUUUGUAACUAAUUCAGUUGAAAGAUACGACCCGGAAGCAGACGAAUGGAUAGAAAUUACAGCAAUGUCGGAAAAAAGAUUUGCUGCUGGUGUUGCAACAAUGGGAGGACGAAUAUGGGCCAUAGGAGGAAAGUGCGAUGAAGACAAUGCUUUGGACUCUGCAGAAAAUUACGAUCCAGUUAGUGGUGAAUGGGAAAGUAUUCCGCCCAUGUGUAAUAAAGGAUAUAACUUAUGUGCAAUUAGUAUUCAGCAUAAAAUUUUUAUUUCGUGA
Messenger RNA from Trichoplax adhaerens, 1746 nucleotides. RefSeq lists its product as uncharacterized. The transcript is spliced from 3 exons. Lineage: Eukaryota; Metazoa; Placozoa; Uniplacotomia; Trichoplacea; Trichoplacidae. The record is from RefSeq and is a predicted model, not a curated record. Bases 1 to 1746 code for a protein of 581 amino acids. Gene Ontology annotation, molecular function: protein binding.